Onychostoma macrolepis is the source of this 665-nucleotide messenger RNA. Its product is annotated as spermatogenesis-associated protein 45-like. Lineage: Eukaryota; Metazoa; Chordata; Actinopteri; Cypriniformes; Cyprinidae. The record is from RefSeq and is a predicted model, not a curated record. The transcript has 2 exons. The coding region runs from base 318 to 611 and encodes 97 amino acids.
UUACGAUUGAUUUCCAAGUUGAAAUUAUGUACAAUGCAUACAUUGACUCUGUAUUUUAGGUAUGGAAGAAGUGGCAUGUAUUUGAGUUUUGGUAUUUGGAUACGGGUCACGGGCUUGUUCAGCCUAUUUUUGAUUGGCCUUUGGGAUGGUUUUGUUACACAGACCUGGCAACCGUACAAAAACAACUUCCUUGGGCGACACACAUUACAGGAACGCUACAGGUCUGGUUACCAUGGUUACAGCUGUUUAAACACUAAGGACCGAAAUGGCCACAUGCUAAUUCGACUUAACAAGUAGCCUACAUAUGAUUAAUAACAAUGUCAAAAUCAAAGCAAGACCAACUGUCCGAGUUGAAUGUGCAGAGGGAGACGUGGUGUCGCGUGGAGACAACCAGUAGGUUCUGGAAUUUACCUGAAAGGAAACACUUCCGUUGUCACCUCCAGAACACCUGUGACUUAAGCGCGCAGCAGACCGCGCGCUCCGAGCAGCGCUCCUCCUGGAUGGACAGCGACAACAACACCAACACCAGACAUCCCGAGCGAAGACACUUUGAUGACAGCUAUAAAACUCAUCAGGUGUUAGGAACUGCAAUCAACCUCUAUGAAGAGUAACUGUUUUUCUCCAGACAGCAAUAAACGUGUAAUGAACCUAUCUGGCAAUAAAAC